AUGCAUUAACAAAAGAAUAAUUAUACUUAAAGUUAAAUUUAGUUCGUAAAAAUUGCAUCCAAAAAAUAGCGAGAAUGGUGUUAAGCUAUUGCUAUUAAUGAUGAUUGCUCUCUACUUUUCAUUGGGUUUAAAUCAUCAAUAAAAGUUUUUGGAUUCGAUUAAGAAUAUCUAAAGCAAAUAGUAAUUCUAAAUCAUCAUACUAAUUAUAUAACUGACCUGAAAAUAUGUAAAUCUAAAUAGAAUUAAUUUCUCAUAUCAGCAUCAGAUGAUAAAACAAUCAUAAUCUGGACAUAAUUAGGUUCAUCAUUAUAAAAUCCUUCUUGGAGUUGUUAUUAGAGAUUAUAUGGACAUGAGAAUACGAUCAAUUGCUUAGUAGUUUUGGAAAACACAGAAUACAUCAUCUCAGGUAGUUCAGAUUGUUCAAUCAAAUUUUGGAGUAAUUCCACUUAAACUUCUAAUAAAUAAUGGUCUUGCUCUUAAACCAUUCACAAUCAUACAUCUGAGAUUUGGGCAUUAUCAAUUAAUUAAUCUGAAGAUACUUUAAUAUCAAAUGGGGAAGAUAUGAUAAUAUUAGUUAUAGAAUAAAAUUCAUAAAUUUGGAUUGUGAAAUAGAAGAUUCAAGUUUAAGAAUUAGGUUAUAGAGUUUGUUUCAUAGGGAACAAUCUUUUCUGUUUUCAACCUAUGCGUGAAAAUUUAUUGCAUAUAUAUGAAAAAGAUAAAAACCAAAAAUUUAUUUAGACAAAAUAAAUCAAAGUAGAAGGUGGUGAGUAUUAUUGUAAACCAUAUUUUCAAUCAACUUAUAUUAAUGAAAAAUGCCUUUUAAUAAUUAAGAAUGGCUGUAAAAUCAAUAUUUUCAGGAUUCUUAGUAAUGAUGAUGAAUAGAUAGAUACAUAAUUUUUUUUAUAAUAAGUAAUUGAUUUUGGAACAACAGAUGGUUGGGGAUAACUUUAUGGAUCAAUAAAUGAAAAUGGAGAAUAUUUAGUAACAUGGGAUUACAAAUCAGAAGAGAUUUAAAUUAGAUAAUUAAAAGGAAUAAAUUAAUUAUGA
Messenger RNA from Paramecium pentaurelia, 1047 nucleotides. The record is from the annotation of a GenBank genome assembly. NCBI's taxonomy places the organism in Eukaryota, Ciliophora, Oligohymenophorea, Peniculida, Parameciidae.